Molecule: messenger RNA, 1264 nt
Organism: Anopheles merus
Lineage: Eukaryota; Metazoa; Arthropoda; Insecta; Diptera; Culicidae
Product: cuticle protein 38-like
Exons: 2
Coding region: 590-994 (134 amino acids)
Source: RefSeq, a predicted model, not a curated record
GCUUAAUCGAGGUAGGUGUAGCGCAUAGUCCUUGUGGCGUUGUUUCGUUGAUUGAAUUAAAUAUUUCGCCUGAUACGCUUGUGCGUCUACGUUUCAAAGCCGCCAGAAAUUCGUUUCGGGGACAAAAAAUGUGGUCCAAAAUUUGCAUACACACAGUGCGGCGUAAUGUGUAAAGAACGGUAGGAGGAGUGCGGCAUACCGAUGCUUCUCAUUAAUUCGUCCAUUUAAUUGCACUUGCGAUGGAACGGGAGCAGCAGCCAAUGCAUCUUGGAGGUCGUCCCGUCGAUUUAAAAUUCCCCGGACGUAGUCAGUGUCGGAGUGUCGGAGUUGAUCGUAGCUUCAUUUUGAAUUCGAGCAGUUUUACGGACUUUGGGUGUCGUCGAAUCCCUUCGACCGCGAUGUGAUGGGGGAUUGAAACGUGUGUCUUCGCCGGGCUGCGAAAUGGUGGGAUGGUUGGUUGGCCACUGUAUUUUGAUUAUAAAAAGCUCAGUAUCGGCAGGCAAAAGGCAUCAGUCGCAAUCGUGUCUUCACUGCAGUCAAGUAUCUUCAGCUUAUCAAGCCCCAACCACACCAAACAAUCCCAUCCAAGAUGUACUCCAAAGUUGUGAUUGCCUUCGCUCUGUGCGUUCUGAGCACCGUUUCGGCCGGCGUCGUUCCCGUGGCGGCUCCGUUGGCGGCGGCUGGUGUCAUUGCACCGUACGCCACGUCGUACAAUGCGCACACGGUAAACCACAACAUUGCUGCCCCGUACGUUGCUGCCACCCCUGUUGCCGCUCCGGUCGCUGUGGCCAAGUAUGUCGCCGCGCCUGCCCCAGUGGCGGCCGUUGCACCAGCAGUGGCCAAGUACGUUGCUGCCCCGGCUGCCGCCUACACCGCUUACAGUGCGGCUGCUGCCCCGGCUGCCUACACCGCCUACAGUGCGGCUGGUGCUCCGGUGCUGCCGGCUGCCGCCUACACGGCCUACAGUGCCGCCACCUAUCCGUACCUCUUCUAAAGGUGCCUGUGAUGUAUUUCUGUUGAUCUUCGCGAUUCAAGAACGCUUGCCCUUCUUCUGCCCUGCAGUAGUACAGUUCUUACCGCAGGGGAGUUCCAUCUCCCAGCUGAGCGAUAGCUUCCGAUCGGUGUAAUGCAAAAUAUACGAAUAAUUGUGUAACGUAAAUCCUUAUCUUACUGCAAAGUUUUUUUUUCCCCGUGCUUAUUAUUACCCAGUUAAGCAGAAUGGCAUACCGAUCCUUUUUGGCUGGAAACCAUUACAGGUCCGAAU